Molecule: messenger RNA, 1544 nt
Organism: Folsomia candida
Lineage: Eukaryota; Metazoa; Arthropoda; Collembola; Entomobryomorpha; Isotomidae
Exons: 5
Coding region: 266-1009 (247 amino acids)
Source: RefSeq, a predicted model, not a curated record
AUCUCUGACUCAUUCACUCGCACAAAAUUUUCUCACUAUUAUUGUGCACCAACGAAUAUCACUUUUGCCGAAAGAAACACAGGAAAUUCGUAUUCGUGUCCGGGAAGACGGAGAGCUGAUAUAUGGAGGAAAACAAAAGUCUUUGUUUUGAUUCGUGUGAAGACUUAAUUAAAUUUGUGCUUAUAAUUUCCACUAGUUUUACUAUAAUUUAAAAGAAUAAGACGACUUAUUUGUGAAUCUCAGCAGAGUAAAGUAAUUUGGGGCGAUGGACAAAGGCAACAAGAGGACGACCAAGAGGCGGUCAAGAUACUCAAGGACGAGAAUUUACAAGAAUGCGAAACACAAUUGGGACGACGAAUAUGUCGAUAUCACGUCGGAAGAUAAUAUGACGAUGAGUGGGUCAGACGACUGUGCAUUAAAUAUCACCAAAGAAUUACACAAUUUGGCAGCAGUAAUGCAAAAUGUUCCUCUUGGAGGAGAUAUUGACUUGUGCCCUAGUGGAUCAAUUCGACAGAGAAGGUUAAAUAAAUUAGCGGAUGAUAUCCAGUUUGUGAAUCAGCUGGCAAGUUCCGACUCUGAUAUCAGUUUAGAUUUGGAUGAACUUGACGAUCCUGGUAGGAUUCAAAAUACAGCUCGAAUAGAAAAAUUUUCCACUUUGAGACGAAAGUUUGAAAGGUCCCAGGGUUUAGUGGAAAGCAGAAACAGUAAAACGUGGACUGAAGAACUGAUAACGAGUAGUGAAAAGUUUACAAAUAAAUAUAAUGAAAUAGAAAAUAGGACUAUGCCCAUCAGAAAAGAUUUGGAAGACUUUGGCAAAGAGAAAGUAAUCGUUGAUAAAAAUUGUACCAUAACUCCUUGCGUACAAUUAGAUGUUAAAAUUUCUGAGAAAGUGUGCACAAGUGAGACGAAAAAAUUAACAAAGUUGAAGGAGGAUCUGUUCUCCAAUUUCUCCUUCCAUCUCAUUAAUGACAAACCCUAUAAUGCAGUUAGUAAAUUAUCCAAAAAGUAGUUACAGUUUUAAAUAUAAACAUCCUUAGCAAUUGUUUGUUUGCUUUGAAACUUUACCUUACCCAAAGUCUAUUCGCGCAUUUUAUAAUAAUAUAACUAAAUAUUUCUCAACGACUUAUUUUUAGUAUAUGCAAUUAUGCAAAGGCGUAUCCCUUUAUUUCAUUCAUAUCGUGUAGACAAACAGAUAUACUUUUUACUCGCUAUUUGUAAGUCUAUUGUGGUAUGCGAUUGGUAGAGUUUUUAUUUUUAAUCCCCCGUCCGGUAUAUAGCCUGGAGGAAGUUCGUCUAUGUCGUCCCAAUCGUCCGAAGCUUCGUCCGUUUCAAUUUUUAUACACUUGCUGCACUCUUGUAACAUUUUUAAUUUCAGAAUAUUAACUCCAUCAAGUUUUUGCAGCCGAGGGAGUUCUGCAAUGACCCCUUUCCAAUAGUCUGACUUGCAACUGGGAUUUCCUAAAAGCGUUAACUCUUGUAAUUUCAAUUUUCCUAGUCGACUUAUGUCUGUUAAACUCUGUAAAUAAACAAGUUAACCUCUUGUA